Molecule: messenger RNA, 2581 nt
Organism: Bactrocera oleae (olive fruit fly)
Lineage: Eukaryota; Metazoa; Arthropoda; Insecta; Diptera; Tephritidae
Gene: Nnp-1
Product: Ribosomal RNA processing protein 1 homolog Nnp-1
Biological process (GO): rRNA processing
Cellular component (GO): preribosome, small subunit precursor; nucleus
Source: RefSeq, a predicted model, not a curated record
UUAUUUAAAUUUAUUUUAACAACUUUAUACAAAGAUGUGUCUCGAAAAUUUAUAGAAAAUAUAUGAAUCGCAAAUAUUUAAAUUAAUUUUCUGAAUUAAUUCUGUUUAUUUAAUUAUCAAAUAGAAUAACCUUAUAAAAUAUGGCAUCCCUGUUGGUAACUUGAAUUUGUUUUGACAUUUAUCAAUAUUACUCUAAAAUUAAUUUUCAUAAGCAUUAUAGCACGUGGUGACAGCGCAAAAGUUUCCAAACAAAUUUUGCAAAAAAACCUAGUGUAUAUUUAAGAUUAAAUAAAAAUGGUAAUAAUGAAAACUAAAAAAGUUAAGAAACAUUUUAAAACACGAAAAUUUCAACAAGUAACUGAAGUAGAGGAAAAUGAGGACGUUGAGCGUGAAGUAAUUCCUAAAGAUGUACGUAUCAUAGCACAGGAAGUGCAAAUAGUCCGUUCGCUUGCCUGUAAUGAUCUCAACAAACGUAAUCGCCAAAUCCGUAAGCUACGCAAAUGGUUGCAAUUACGGUCACGUAGUUCUUUUCCUUUCUCAGAGGAGGAUUUUCUCCGCAUCUGGAAGGGACUAUACUACAAUAUGUGGAUGUCAGAUAAGCCAUUGGUGCAAGAAGAUUUGGCCGAACAAUUGGGCAAAUUAACUGAAUGUUUCGAUGGUGAUGUGGCAACUAGUGUGAAUUUUUUCGGCGCGUUCAUGAAAACAAUGUGCAAUGAAUGGUUCGGCAUUGAUCAAUGGCGUAUUGACAAAUUCAUGAUGUUGGUACGACGAAUGCUGCGUUAUAUGUUCCGUGUUUUGAGAGGCGUUGGCUGGACUAAAGACUCCAUAAAAUUAUUUAAUGAACAUAUGCAUCUGACAGUUUUGGCUGAGGAAAGUCCUGCUAUAGGUUUGACAAUGCACUAUCUGGACAUUUUCUUUGAAGAAUUGGCAAAAGUAUCUGAGGGUAACAUUAACGCCGAACAAGUGGGCGACUUCGUGCUUCCGUUUGUAACUUAUUUAUCUAAAGGCCGCAAUGCUAAACUAGUAUCGCACUGCCGCUCACAAGUGUUGGAACAUUUACUGUACCAAAGCACUUUAGGUCGUGAAUAUACUGAAAAAUUUAACGCAUGGAAACAAAUGGGUUUCCCUACUGAAUCAAUAAACGACUUAGAAUUAGUUGAGGAAGAUGCAGUGGAAAACGGAGAAAACGAAGAUAGAGAGGAAUAUGAAGGAGCGGAAUUACAAUCUACCGAGAAAUACUUAGAUCCACGUGCAGGAAAUGUCGAUGUGUUCAUGCCCGAGCUGCCGUUAAACGCUAAAUAUGUAAUUGAUGAAUUGGAAAGACUUUUAUAUAAAGAUGAUGAUAUUACUACAAAAAUGAGGAUAAGUUUGCGUAAGCAAUUAGAGAUUUUCCAAAUCUAUCAACGUGGUGAAUUCCCAUUGGGAGUGAAGACUAUGCCGCGCUUUAAGGCAGACAAUGAAAAACCACUUAUGAAAGACAAAAUAGAAAAAUUAGAAAAUGUUGAAAACGAACUGUUUGGUGUUGGACGAAAACUAAAGCAGUUGAACAAAAGAAAACGGCGGAAGUUGCUCAAAUCAUUGAAUUUCACCGAAGUCGAUGAAUCGAAUUUCGAUCAAACUAUUAUGAAAGCUUUACCAAAGCAAUAUCUAAAGGAACGUAAGAGAAAAUCGAAUGCGUUCAUGAAUAACUGGGUAGAAGAAGAAUUAGGUGCAGAAGAUAUAUUGCCAACAAAGAAACAGAAAAACAAGAAGAACAACACCGAAAAAUCUAACGGAUUCACUGAGCUUGAAGCAGAAGAAACUAGCAAUUUUGAUGGUGUUAAAGAUAACACUCAAGGUGUAGACGAAAUCAUAGUUCCAACACAAAACGACAAAGUAGAGGAAGAAAAACUACAAAAAACUCCAAAACGUAAAGACUUAGAUUCUACAAAAGCAACAAAAGAGCAGCAGGCAGAAAAAGUUGAUACCAAGCACAAAAAACAAAAAGGAGGAUCAGAUACGAAGGCUAAGACUGUGUGGGAUACACCAUUGGCAGAAGGUGAAAUAGAAUACUUUAUACCAUCGCGAAAAAUCCAAUUGAAAAAUGCCAACGCAAAUCUUGUGCCAAAUCCCUUGGCAAAGAAACUGCAAAAUAAUGCAUCUACACCGGUGAAUACAAAAAAAGGGACGAGUACAUCGAGCAACCCCACUCCGACGGGCAGUAUAAAGCGUGUAAAGAUAGCACUUAAGCAUAACACUGCGCAAAAUCCUAGUGAGUAUAUAAAGCAAAUUAAGAGUUCUCCAAAUUUGCCAUAUGAUGCGGACAAGAAGCCUGGAAAGGGCUUGUUGAAACCCAACUCAAUGCCUAGUCCAAUUAAUCCAUUUUAUAAAAAGAAAAUUGGUUUACGCCUAGCUAACGAUACGAUUUGAACUGUAUGUGUACCCAGCGAUAUCUGCGUAAAGUAAAGUUUUUAUAUUUUAAUUCUAUAGAAGUUAAGUAAAUUUAACUUAUAAUACAUAUGUACUUAUGUAUAAGUUUCAUGAUUGAAUUGUCUCAAUUGAAUACAAAAUAAAGUGUAUGAAAGUUUUUAAAUAUGUAAAA